GAUGUCGUCACUUCAGUAAAGCAUCACGCAGCGGCGGCAGUCCGCGAACUGUUCCUGUAGUACAAGUAGGACGAAGCCGGUACCCGUAUCGUCAAACAAGUCUGCUGCCUAUCGAGUCAAUUCCUUCCGCCUGUCUUCGCCUGUCGGUCAACCUUCCGCUCCUUCGUAGGCAGUUCAAUCGUUGAACUUUGUGGAUCUCGGUUGGCCUCUCCUCCAAUUUGCUUCCCCAAAGAUAUUUUUUUGAUCUUGUUCAGGGUAAUCCGUCCCCCGGGGUUCCAAGUGUGGUGGAAAGGAGGUGCCUUCUGCCCCUUUGAGGAACUCUUGGCCUCCUGCUGCGAUCGCGAGGCGUGGAGAUGGCGCAACAUGCCCAACUUCCUGAAGCAGUAAGUGCAAACUUGGAGGCUCCAAAUCCCAAGGAUGAGCCACAUGCAAGCAGAGAAGAUGAUCUCCGCCAACCGAUAGAAUCACAUUUACCUCAUAUUGCUAUUGCACAUAAGCCAACCACAGAAUCCCCUCUUCAUAGGCAUGGGUAUCAACCAAAUUCCAGUGAACAUAGAAGGGCUGGUAGAACAAGUGGUGAAUCUGACAAUAGCAUGGAGCGCUCUCCACUUCACCCCCAUUAUCAUGUGAAAGCUGCAACUAGAGGUGGUGUAUCUUCCAAGGGUUCAUCAGUGAGUAGCCAUGCACUUGCUUCAAAUGUUGCAGGUAGAUCGAGACCGAGGACCGGUGGUCGAGGUGAUGAAACUCCUGAUAAAGGGUCAUCUGUGCCAAAGUUUGGUGAGUGGGAUGAAAGUAAUCCUUCAUCAGCUGAUGGUUUCACUGGCAUAUUUAACAAAGUGAGGGAGGAAAAAAAGAGUGGAUCAGCAAAAGCUACCAUGAUAACAAAUGAUACAAUCUAUGUCAAUGACCAAGAUGGCAGUGGUGGGUCCUUGAGCUGUUGCUUUGGCUGGUGCAAAAAAUAACUAGUAUUACAAGAAGAUUCAGAGCUUCGAUCCUGUAAAUAUCCUCAAAGAAGAGUCAUGAUAUUUGCAUCUGUUUGGAACUGCAUGUUCCUCUGUGCUAGCGUGUGUAAGUACUGUAUUGCAUCGAUGAACAUGUUCUUUUCAAUUUGUUGAAUCUUAUAUUUCUUGUUGCAAUACUGUAAACGAGCAUAUUUUAUCUUCUUCUGGUGUGAUUUAAAUGUCUUGUAUUGUCAAA
Messenger RNA from Musa acuminata AAA Group (dessert banana), 1197 nucleotides. Its product is annotated as RPM1-interacting protein 4-like. The transcript is spliced from 4 exons. The coding region runs from base 354 to 962 and encodes 202 amino acids. NCBI's taxonomy places the organism in Eukaryota, Viridiplantae, Streptophyta, Magnoliopsida, Zingiberales, Musaceae. Gene Ontology annotation, cellular component: plasma membrane. The record is from RefSeq and is a predicted model, not a curated record.